GUGAUCUUCGGGCCCAUGUUCUCCGGGAAGAGCACGGAGCUCAUGCGGCGCGUGCGGCGCUUCCAGCUCGCCCAGUACCGCUGCCUGCUGGUGAAGUACGCCAAGGACACGCGCUACGGCACCGCCGGCCUCUCCACGCACGACAGGAGCACCAUGGAGGCGCUCCCCGCCUGCCUCCUCAAGGACGUCUACCAGGAGGCGCUCAGCUCGGCCGUCAUCGGCAUCGACGAGGGGCAGUUCUUCCCAGACAUCGUGGACUUCUGCGAGAUGAUGGCCAACGCCGGGAAGACUGUCAUCGUCGCAGCUCUUGAUGGGACCUUCCAGAGAAAGGCUUUUGGGAACAUCCUGAACCUGGUGCCGCUGGCAGAGAGCGUGGUGAAGCUAAACGCUGUGUGCAUGGAGUGCUACCGAGAAGCUUCCUACACAAAAAGGCUGGGAGCAGAGCGGGAGGUUGAAGUGAUUGGAGGAGCAGACAAGUAUCAUUCUGUCUGCCGUGCCUGCUACUUCCGAAAGAAACCUCACCAGCCUGGGUCAGAAAACAAGGAGAACAUGCCCAUGGGACCGAAGCAGCUGGACGCGGCUGCUGCCCGCAAGAUCUUUGCUUCGUGACUGCUGAGCUCC
Tinamus guttatus (white-throated tinamou) is the source of this 621-nucleotide messenger RNA. The record is from RefSeq and is a predicted model, not a curated record. Lineage: Eukaryota; Metazoa; Chordata; Aves; Tinamiformes; Tinamidae.